Sphenostylis stenocarpa is the source of this 831-nucleotide messenger RNA. Lineage: Eukaryota; Viridiplantae; Streptophyta; Magnoliopsida; Fabales; Fabaceae. The record is from the annotation of a GenBank genome assembly.
AUGGGUGCAGUUUGUGACCUCUUGGGCCCUCGUUAUGGCUGUGCCUUCCUUAUCAUGCUUUCCGCCCCGACUGUGUUCUGCAUGUCCUUUGUGAAUGAUGCUGCAGGAUAUAUAGUAGGUGGGGAAACAUGGGGUGGUGGAGCCACUCAGCUCAUAAUAAUGCCCUUGGUGUAUGAGUUGAUUAGAAGAGCCGGGGCUACUCCCUUCACUGCCUGGAGAAUUGCCUUCUUCGUUCCAGGUUGGUUGCAUGUCAUCAUGGGGAUCUUGGUCCUAACCCUAGGCCAAGAUUUACCUGAUGGCAAUCUUGGUACCUUGCAGAAGAAGGGUGAUGUUGCCAGAGACAAAUUCUCCAAGCUACACACUGCUGGAAUCAUCGCUGCUUCCUUUGGAAUGGCAAAUAUCCUGGCUCGUCCCUUUGGUGGAUACACUUCUGAUCUUGCAGGCAGGUUGUUUGGUAUGAGGGGCAGGCUUUGGAACCUGCGGAUCCUCCAAACCUUAGGAGGUGUUUUCUGCGUAUGGCUUGGUCGUGCCAACUCACUUCCCAUUGCAGUUUUGGCUAUGAUCCUCUUCUCCAUUGGCGCUCAAGCAGCCUGUGGUGCAACUUUUGGCAUCAUUCCUUUGGGUCUGUGGGGUGGCAUGUUCUUCCCUCCUUCAAAAUACAUUAACAAGUCCACUGAACAAUACUAUUACGCCUCUGAAUGGAAUGAAGAGGAGAAGCAAAAGGACUUACACCAGAAUAGUCUCAAGUUUGCCGAGAAUAGUCGUUCAGAGAGGGGUAAGCGUAUUCAGGAUGCGGAAUUCUUAGCUGGUGAAUGCAUGAUAUCACACUAA